AUGGAUGAUUUAUGUAGUGGAAUUGACGAGAAUGCCGUGGGGGCUUGUUCUGAGCUCAUAUUUGCUCCUAUUGAUGAAAUAUUCCCAGAUGAUGCUCCAUUGUUGCCUUCCGGUUUCUGCAUUAUCCCGUUGGAUUCAAAACCAGAUUCAGUGACAGCAAGUCAAACCCUGGAUUUGACAUCUGGUUUUGAAGUUGGCCCAACAACAAAUGGUGCAUGCGAUGCGGUAUCAUGUCAUAGUGCUCGGUCAGUGUUGACUAUUGCCUUCCAGUUUCCUUUUGACAGUAAUCUGCAGGAUAAUGUUGCUGUCAUGGCAUGCCAGUACAUCCGUAGUGUGAUUUCCUCAGUGCAGAGGGUUACCAUGGCGAUUUCUCCAUCUGGUAUAAACCCGACAGUUAGCUCAAAACUCUCUUCUGGUUCUCCAGAAGAUCUUACACUAGCCAACUGGAUCUGCUGCAGUUAUAGUUAUUAUUUGGGGAUAGAGUUGCUGAGAUCUGAUUCUCUCAUUGGUGAGUCAAUGCUUAAACAUUUGUGGCAUCAUCAGGAUGCCAUUUUGUGCUGUUCUUUGAAGUCAGUGCCAGCGUUCAUCUUUGCAAACCAGGCUGGCCUUGACAUGUUGGAAACAACUUUGGUGGCUUUACAAGACAUCACAUGGGUAUUUAGAGGAAGUGCCUUUUAUUAACUCCAUCUUGUGAAGGCAGAGAAAGCUAGAAGAUACAUUCCAAAAGAAUUCAAAUAGGUUGAAGCUUUUGGGGGGCCAAUAUUCUUGUAGAUAAUAAAGGUUGCAUUAAACUUGCAGAUUUUGGGGCCUCCAAACAAGUUGAGCUGGUUGCAAUGAAGCUUCCUUCAGAUAGGGAAAUUCAUGCAAGUGCUUUGUUGCGGAGGGGAAUUUGGACCUUAAAUGAAAUUUUUUGUACCGAUUUCUCGUUGGUGCUUGAGGAGAAUCAUAAAUUCCUGGCUAGUAUUGGAAUGGAUAACUUGAACGCUUAAUGCACAAAGUGGAGCAGUUUUAGGUUGAUUCUGAUCUUUUACUAAGUAUUUAGGUUGAUGAUCAUCUCUAUUAGUGUAAUUCGAUAUAUUAUGAGCAGUUCUAACU
Molecule: messenger RNA, 1095 nt
Organism: Arachis duranensis
Lineage: Eukaryota; Viridiplantae; Streptophyta; Magnoliopsida; Fabales; Fabaceae
Product: homeobox-leucine zipper protein REVOLUTA-like
Exons: 9
Coding region: 1-681 (226 amino acids)
Molecular function (GO): DNA-binding transcription factor activity
Source: RefSeq, a predicted model, not a curated record